This is a messenger RNA of Protopterus annectens (West African lungfish), 4021 nucleotides long. RefSeq names its product ATPase 13A1 (gene ATP13A1). The coding region runs from base 16 to 3618 and encodes 1200 amino acids. The record is from RefSeq and is a predicted model, not a curated record. Gene Ontology annotation, biological process: intracellular calcium ion homeostasis; extraction of mislocalized protein from ER membrane. Lineage: Eukaryota; Metazoa; Chordata; Ceratodontiformes; Protopteridae. Gene Ontology annotation, molecular function: membrane protein dislocase activity; ATP hydrolysis activity; ATP binding. Gene Ontology annotation, cellular component: endoplasmic reticulum membrane. The transcript has 26 exons.
GUGGCGGAUUCGGAAAUGAAGGUUGCUAAGCCAAAUGCUGCUGACGUAGCCGGAAGACUACUGAUAGACAUGGCGGAUGGUUUGUGUAAGCCGGCUAUAGGUAAUAAUGGUACCCUUGUGCCAGAUUCGGAUGAAUUAGUCCGAUCAGUGACACUAUACCGACGUCGUCAUUGGCUAUUUCAUGGCACGGUACUGCCAUUCUUGGCCGGGUUUUACCCUGCUUGGUUAUACCUUUGGCUUGAUACUUAUGGGGUAUCCGAGUACCCCGAGGCCGGGUUCAUUGCUCUUGCAGUAAUUGGCAUUGUACAUGUUCUCACUGUGUUAUCGGGGCAUUGGUCGGUGCACGCACACUGUUUGCUCACCUGCACUAAGGAGCCACUUCCAAGCAAAGCUUCAUGGGCCAAAGUUGUGCCAACCCCCAAUAAUGGGUCUUCAGAACUGGUUCCAUUGCAAUACGAUGAGGAAGAGGGAGGAAAUGAGGUGAUCUCCUUUGAAUUCCAGAAAAUAAAAUACCGUUAUGAUGCCAGGGAGAAAGGACAGUUUGUUCCUGUUGCUUUUUCAGUGGAAUAUUCACUGAGUUUUUAUCAAAAUGCAAAGGGUUAUCUGGAAGAAUCUGAAAUCAAGGCAGCUGAGCGUAAAUAUGGAGUGAACAAAGCUGAAAUGGUGGUUCCUGAGUUUGUGGAGCUAUUCAAGGAAAGAGCAACUGCUCCAUUCUUUGUUUUUCAGGUGUUCUGUGUUGGGUUAUGGUGCUUGGACGAGUACUGGUAUUAUAGUGUCUUUACACUCAUCAUGCUGGUGGCAUUUGAGGCCUCGCUGGUACAGCAGCAGCUAAGGAAUAUGUCAGAAAUCCGCAAGAUGGGUAACAAACCCUAUAUGAUACAGGUAUAUAGGAACCGGAAGUGGAGACCGAUCUCUAGUGAUGAACUUAUCCCAGGAGACAUCGUUUCUAUAGGUCGUUCACCACAUGAGAACUUAGUGCCAUGUGAUGUGCUGCUUUUGAGGGGAAGAUGCAUAGUCGAUGAAGCUAUGCUGACAGGAGAGUCUAUACCUCAGAUGAAGGAACCAAUAGAAGACAUGGACCCCACCCACAUACUGGAUCUACAAUCAGAUUCUAAGCUCCAUGUUAUUUUUGGAGGUACCAAGGUGGUGCAGCAUACUGGCCCACAGAAGUCGAGCACUGGCCUGAAACCUGUCGAUAAUGGUUGUGUGGCUUAUGUACUAAGAACUGGAUUUACAACAUCUCAGGGGAAACUGCUGCGCACAAUCCUUUUUGGUGUAAAAAGAGUUACGGCCAAUAACCUUGAGACAUUCAUCUUCAUCCUUUUUCUGUUGGUUUUUGCAGUUGCUGCUGCAACCUAUGUCUGGCUGGAAGGGACAAAAGAUGUGAGCAGGAACCGGUACAAGUUGUUCCUGGAAUGCGCUCUCAUCCUGACCUCUGUGGUUCCACCAGAGCUGCCAAUUGAACUCUCUCUUGCUGUCAAUACCUCACUUAUUGCACUGGCUAAACUCUAUGUUUACUGCACUGAGCCUUUCCGAAUACCAUUUGCUGGAAAAGUCCAGAUUUGCUGCUUUGAUAAAACUGGCACUCUGACAAGUGACAGUCUUGUGGUGCGUGGUGUAGCUGGGCUGAAAGGCAAGGAGGUAACACCAGUGACUGAUAUUCCCAUUGAGACUCACAGGGUAGUGGCUACAUGUCACUCACUGGUACAGAUGGAUGAUGGCUCACUGGUAGGCGAUCCACUGGAGAAAGCGAUGCUUACAGCAGUAGAUUGGUCACUUACUAAGGAUGAAAAAGUGUUUCCUCGAAGCAUUAAAACACAAGGACUGAAAAUUCACCAGCGGUUCCAUUUUGCAAGUGCCUUAAAGCGAAUGUCUGUCCUGGCUUCCUAUGAGAAGCUGGGCUCUGUUGACUUUUGCUAUAUUGCUACAGUGAAGGGAGCACCUGAGACACUGCGUAGCAUGUUUGCAGAGUUCCCCAACCACUACGAUUCUGUUCACACCGAUAUAUCAAGAGAAGGAGCAAGAGUUUUAGCUCUUGGAUACAAAGAGAUCGGACAACUCAGUCACCAACAGGUUCGAGAAAUAAAACGUGAAGACUUAGAAUGCAAUUUGAAAUUUGCAGGGUUCAUUGUGGUGUCAUGUCCCUUGAAGUCAGACUCCAAAACAGUUAUAAAGGAGAUCCAGAAUGCAUCGCACCAUGUUGUGAUGAUCACUGGAGACAACCCUCUUACUGCCUGUCAUGUGGCACGGGAACUCAACUUUAUCCAUAAGCAGCACACACUCAUUCUUCAGGCUCCGUGUACAAAAGGUUCUGAAUGGCACUGGGAAUCCAUAGAUGGCACCAUUACACUACCCAUGAUACCACCUUCCUUUUCUGAUAUUUUCCGAGAAUAUGACCUCUGCACCACAGGAGAGGCUCUCUCUCAUCUAUAUAAUGUUGACUACAGGCUGCUGGAGGAACUCAUACCUCACAUCCGGGUGUUUGCAAGAGUUGGCCCAAAACAGAAGGAGUUUGUCAUUACAACCUUGAAGGGCCUUGGGUAUGUUACUUUGAUGUGUGGCGAUGGAACAAAUGAUGUUGGGGCAUUGAAGCAUGCCGAUGUAGGAGUAGCUUUACUAGCUAAUGCUCCAGAGAGAAUUCCAGAAAAGAAAAAGAAGCCCAAAGAACCGCAGAAUGAUGGUAGACCUGCCAUGCUGUCUCUAGGAAGUGGUACUGUAAAGCCAACAUCAAGAGCUGCCCGGCACAGAAUAAUGACACAGAGAGAAGAACAGCUAUCUGGACAGCGACUGCCACAGGAGCGAAUGCGACAAGUUUUAAAAGAACUCGAAGAGGACCAGUUGCCGAUUGUUAAGCUGGGCGAUGCUAGCAUUGCUGCUCCUUUCACGUCAAAGCUGUCAUCUAUACAGUGUAUUUGCCAUGUGAUAAAGCAAGGUCGCUGCACUCUUGUGACAACACUCCAGAUGUUUAAGAUCCUGGCACUAAAUGCUUUGAUUCUUGCCUACAGCCAGAGUGUCCUUUACCUAGAAGGAGUUAAAUUUAGCGACUUUCAGGUCACACUCCAGGGACUUUUGUUGGCUGGUUGCUUCCUCUUCAUAUCCAGGUCAAAGCCUCUGAAGACUCUUUCGAAAGAACGACCACUGCCAAAUAUUUUUAACUUGUACACCAUACUGACAGUCCUCUUCCAGUUCCUGGUUCAUUUCUUCAGUCUGGUUUACCUGUACAAGGGAGCACAAGAAAGGAGCCCACCAAGAAAUGAAGAGUUUGUCGAUCUGUACAAGGAGUUUGAACCUAGUCUUGUCAACAGUACUGUUUACAUAAUGUCCAUGUCAAUGCAGAUGGCUACCUUUGCUAUUAACUACAAGGGUCACCCAUUUAUGGAGAGUCUGCGAGAGAACAAACCUUUGUUGUGGAGCAUCGUCCUCUCAGGAUUGGCAAUUAUAAUGCUUUUGACGGGGUCAUCACCAGAGUUCAAUGAGCAGUUUGCAUUAGUGGACAUUCCUGUGGAGUUCAAACUCGUUAUUGCUCAGAUGCUAGUUGCAGAUUUCAUCCUUGCCCUGUUUGUUGACCAACUUCUCCAGUUUUUCUUGGGAAAUGCAAUGUUAAAAGUGCCCUCUUGAGAAUAUAUGUACUCAGCCUGGACACCAAUCUUUGAGAGCGGCCUGUGAAGCCUGAGACCUGUUUAUGUUGCAGCUGGAAAGUAAACUAAAAAAAAAGAUGGACAAGAAUAAAAGGGCCAGAUGGGAGCUCUUCAGAGCAGUGCUCCCCACACUGCAGUAUUUCAGAUUUUGGGAUUUUCCUCUAGAGGGUUUUGGAAAUAAUUCUCACAGGUAUUUCUUGCCAGUGAAUAAUGAAAUUGUGGAAUUUUUACAAAGUUUGUGAAAACACUCAAAUGGUCAAGGAGGAAAAAAAUGCCUAAAGAUUCAAAUCAUUGUAAUGAUGACAUUUGUUGUCCACUGAACUUUUGUAUCGCACUAGUUUGGACAAUUUGUUAAAUAAACAGUAUCAGUGUAUUUUAAUUUA